AUGAAUGUGAUAACUCUCUCUGCAACUGACUUUCCCAUCAAGUCUGUGAAGAUAUUCAACUCCCAGGUUGACGUAGCUGAGGUUACUCGUGUUUUCCCCCUCGACUUAACCCAGUCUUCGAAUGUGUCGCAGGCCAUUGAGAUUUCAAACCUUCCCAUCCUGUGUUCGCCGUAUUAUGGAGUUCGGGCAUCCGUGACUAUUGGUUCAGAUGAUCUGCUGGUCAUGGAUUACUACCACAGCUCAUCCGACUAUAAACCAAACGUGCCAUUUGGCUAUCAGCGCGAACUUAAUCCUGUCAGUAGUGAUGUUCUUCGUGGUCUCCAGGCCGAGUAUACGCGCUUAGGGGACGAGCGUCAACUAAGGCAAGAAAGUUUCACCUUCCUGUCGACGUACAUGAAUUCCCUUGCCAAGGGAGAUACUCUGGCAGGCGGGGCGGAACCUGCACAACUCGUCAAGUUAUUCGAUGAGUUUGUAGACAUUGGCAAGAGUCGAUCCGAAGUUAUUGCGGUGCUUGACCAGCAGAUCAAGGAUAUUCAGAAGGAGAUAGCUAAAGAAACACAGCGACUUCUCCUCAAGUCCCAGUCCCUGACGACAAAAGCCACUGUUAUUCUUGCACCAGUUUCUGGCCGCACCGCUACGACCGCUGAGCUGGAACUGAAGUACAGGGUUAGCGCUACCUGGAAGCCAGUAUACGAAAUACAUGUCACAACCAUCGACGGUGCCCCUUCUUCAUCAGUCGUUCUCACUUAUCGAUGCCAAAUCUCUCAGUCUACCGGGGAGAAUUGGGACAAUGUGGAGCUUGCAGUGACAACAGCCAAGCCCCGUGUUCCUUCAGUAGGACUACCUGAGCCGAAGAAGAUGGAGAUAAGGCAACAAGGGUCCUUGUUUCAGUCUGACGCCUACCAUCAACCGGCGGUCAGGGCCCAAGUUACUCCAUUCUGGAACGCCCCGGUACAUGCUUCACCUUUUGGAAAUAUUCCGUCCUCGACAGUAUUUGGAAGCUUUCAGAGUGUUCCUCACCAAGCAGACCCCAGCCAAGGUUCAACCGGGGCCGCGCAGGGACCUGCAGCGGACAACGUGUUCGGAGCUUUUGGGGGGAAAUCUACCUCCGCGGCUGGGGGUUCCUUUGGAGCUUUACAGGGACAACCCACUGCCACAACUCAGGGUCUCUUUGGAUCUACUCUAGUGCAAUCAAGUACACUAGCAGGUCAAACUUCCUCAACGAUUGUGCCAUCAUCGCCACAUCCAUCCACUGCGCGGAACUCAAGUGUGUUGAGUUUUGGCGGGGGUGCCACCACAGAGAGCACCCUUGGCUUCAAUAAACCAACACCAAACUUGCAGCAGUCUCAGCCAUUGAAUAUCUUUCCCGCUUCAGCGCAGCCAUCAGAACGCACAGUGUUAGGAGAGCUCGACAAAGCCAUUACUCACAUAGCGACUUCAAAAGUGUUUAUUCCAGGUCGUACAGCGGGGGAGAUCCAUCACGUUCUCAUAGCAACCAUUCCAUUGAAAGCGUUAUUUACAAGAGUCGCAGUACCGAGCGUUGAUAACCGCGUCUUUUGGACUUGCGAAAUUUCGAAUACCAGCGACUAUGUACUAACUCCGGGCAUUAUUCACACUUACCUGGAUGGAAAACACAUUUCUGACAGCGACAUCACGAGUGUCGACCGACCACAAACUAUCCAAUGUUCUCUUGGUAUUGACCCCGCGGUGACCACCCAGUUCAAUCGCGCUGUCAACUCACUACCCGACUUCACCGUGCUAAACGGUAAGGCGAUUACGACGCAUACUAUCACAACCACCAUCAAAAAUACGCACCACGAGCCCGUCAGCAAUGUCGUCAUUCGCACAUCUCUGCCGCUUCCUGCAGACCCUCGUGUUACAGUCACAUUGCAAGAGCCCGAAGGCCUUGCUGACAUCGACUCGGGCAAGGUGCUGGUAGGAGAUGGGUGUUAUGCGAGGUGGUCAACCACUGGAGGCCGUGCGGGAAAGAAUGAUGGACUGUUUGAGUGGGUGUGCAGUAGCGUCAAACCCGGUUCACAGGUGUUGAAAGCAGAGUGGCACGUGACUGCUCCUCGCGGACUCAAUGUCACAGAACACUAG
Molecule: messenger RNA, 2100 nt
Organism: Suillus subaureus
Lineage: Eukaryota; Fungi; Basidiomycota; Agaricomycetes; Boletales; Suillaceae
Exons: 6
Coding region: 1-2100 (699 amino acids)
Source: RefSeq, a predicted model, not a curated record